UAAUAAAAUAUACAUACAGAUAGUCCGUGAAGAAAUAACCCCGAAAAUUAUCCACAGCAACCACUCACACCACCCAGAAAAACCGAUAAUAAUUUUUUUUCAAAAUUUCAAUGGCUUCUGCUGCAGCUGCAACUACUAUUAAUGUAUCUACUCUUUCUAAUAAUAAGCUGUCACUUGUGUGCAGCAGCAGCAGUAUACACUACUCCAGGAAGUCAACAACAUCACACUUAUCAUCCUCCUCAUUUCCUCUUUCAAUAUCUACAUCUUCUUCGUUUUUCAAUACUAAACGUCUCCCACUAAAUCGUUUCUUUCCUUCUUCUUCUUCACACGACGAAACUAACGACGCCGUCGUCACCGACGACCCUCCUCAGGCGGAAGAUACAACAACAACUACAGAGGACGAUGAAAUUGACGGUGCAGACAAAAGUUCCCCUGCAUCCAUAUUAGCAGCACUUGAGUCAUACAAAGAGGCCUUGGCAGAUAACGACGCCUCAAAACUAUCUCAAAUCGAAUCUCAUUUCAAGUCCCUUGAAGAAGAUAAGCUAGUUCUGAAAACACAACUGGCGACAUUAUCGGAAGAACUUUCUAGUGCGAAAGAUCGGGUCCUUAGGAUAAGUGCAGACUUUGACAAUUUUAGAAAAAGGACAGAAAGGGAACGGAUUUCGUUGGUUGCAAACGCACAAGGCGAAGUCGUUGAGAAUCUUUUGCCGGUUUUGGAUAAUUUCCAACGAGCUAAAGCUGCUAUCAAAGUUGAGAAUGAGAAAGAGGAGACAAUUAAUAAUAGUUACCAGAGCAUUUACAAGCAAUUUGUGGAGAUAUUAAACUCUCUUGGUGUGGUUCCUGUCGAAACAACUGGACAGCCUUUUGAUCCUUUGCUGCAUGAAGCGAUUAUGCGUGAAGAGUCAACUGAAUUUGAGGAAGGUGUGGUAAUUCAAGAAUUUCGAAAAGGGUUCAGAAUUGGUGAUAGACUUUUACGUCCGUCAAUGGUAAAAGUUUCCGCUGGCCCCGGACCUGAAGACAGCGAACCAGUGAGCCCAUCAGAACCAGAAGCUCAAGCUACAAGUCAAGAGUCGUUGGAGGAAUCAGAGGAUGUUGACCAAUCAGAACCAUCUCCGGCUGACGACGAAUGAUACAUUCAAUAUAACUCGGUUCGUGAACACAUUAUUUACUUGGCAGGAGGGGUGUGACAUGCCUUUGCCUCCUGUAGUUAGGGAUUGAAAUCGGCUUACACAAUGAACUGCCAUUAUAAUGUUUUGGAGAUGUUUAUCUGUUUUAGUUAUUGUAUACUUUGUCCUUUGACUCAUUUACUUUCAGGUUUUGGUGACAAGAUUUAUUUUGAAUACUUUGGGUCCCUAAUCAAAUAUUUGAAGUUCAGCUUGA
Erigeron canadensis is the source of this 1380-nucleotide messenger RNA. RefSeq names its product protein GrpE-like. Bases 111 to 1130 code for a protein of 339 amino acids. Gene Ontology annotation, molecular function: protein homodimerization activity; adenyl-nucleotide exchange factor activity; protein-folding chaperone binding. The record is from RefSeq and is a predicted model, not a curated record. NCBI's taxonomy places the organism in Eukaryota, Viridiplantae, Streptophyta, Magnoliopsida, Asterales, Asteraceae. Gene Ontology annotation, biological process: protein folding. The transcript is spliced from 3 exons. Gene Ontology annotation, cellular component: chloroplast.